AUGAUUGUCUCUCCGUGUGAGACGUGUCCCCGUCUCCAGUCCUCGUCUGGCACGCAGACGCCGACGGUGUCUUUGUAUUGGGCAAUCAAGAUGAAGAUGAUGAGGCCUUUCAAGAAAGUGUAUGCUUUUGGUGAUUCAUACACAGACACAGGCAAUACAUAUUCAUCCACUGGUCCUAGUUCAUUCACUCAUGUAUCAAACCCUCCUUAUGGCACCACAUUCUUCCACCACCCCACCAAUCGAUACUCCGAUGGACGGCUCAUGAUCGACUUCGUGGCUCAGGCUCUUUCGAUACCGUUCUUGCCUCCAUACCGCAACCCAAAGUCCGAUAAAUCGUAUGGUGUCAACUUUGCUGUUGCUGGAUCCACUGCUAUAAUACAUAGUUUCUUUGUGAAAAACAACCUUACACUCAAUAUUACUCCUCAGUCACUCCAAACACAACUCAUUUGGUUCAACAAAUUCUUGGAAAGUAAAGGGUGUAAUGGCUCAACAACAAGCCAAGAGUGCACGGCAGCAUUAAAUGAUGCACUGUUUUGGGUAGGUGAAAUUGGAGCAAAUGACUAUGCUUACAGCAGCUUUGGAACUUCUGUCUCCCGUACAACUAUUCGAAAGCUUGCCAUCUAUAGCGUUACCAGUUUUCUUCAGGCAUUGCUAAAUAAGGGUGCAAAAUACAUUCUUGUUCAAGGCCUGCCACCUACAGGAUGCCUAACACUGUCCAUGGCACUGGCUCCUACAGAUGACAGGGAUGAUAUGGGGUGUGUAGGAAGUUUAAACAAGCUAAGUUACCUUCACAACACAAUCCUCCAAGCCAAGUUGAAUGAUCUCAGAAAAAAGUUCCCACAAGCAGUCAUUGUUUAUGCAGACUUCUGGAAUGCCUACGCGAAUAUCGUAAAAGGGGCAAAGAACUAUGGCUUCAGGGAGCUUUUCAAAGUCUGCUGCGGGUCGGGCGGUGGAACGUACAACUUUGACGCCCUCGGUACAUGCGGCUCGCCAGUGUCGACUGCCUGCACCAACCCUUCUCGGUACAUUAAUUGGGAUGGAGUUCAUCUUACUGAAGCCAUGUACGAACUUAAUAGUUACGAAUCUUACCGUUCAAGGACCUAUAAUCUGCAAGCUGUGACCAUGUCGUCUUCAUAUCUUCCAGCAACCACAGAUUCGCUUGUUCAGGCUACUGAAACUAAAACCCCAUCCGAGGCAAUAUCUAUCCUCUAUCGCAUACUUGACAAUCCCUCAUCUUCUUCUGAGGCCUUAAGGAUAAAAGAACAGGCCAUCUCCAAUCUCUCUGAUCUUCUUAGACAAGAAAACAGAGCCGAGGAACUCAAAAAUCUACUGACUCAGCUUCUGCCCUUCUUCUCAUUGAUACCCAAAGCAAAAACUGCUAAAAUUGUCCGUGGAAUUGUUGAUGCAGUAGCCAAAAUACCAGACACUUCAGAUCUUCAGAUUGCCCUCUGCAAGGAAAUUGUGCUAUGGACCCGUGCAGAGAAGCGAACUUUCCUUCGCCAGCGAAUUGAGGCAAGACUUGCAGCUCUUUUGAUGGAAAACAAGGAAUAUUCUGAAGCAUUGAAUCUUCUUUCAGGGCUGAUCAAGGAAGUGAGAAGAUUAGAUGAUAAGCUGCUGCUUGUUGAUAUAGAUUUGUUGGAGAGCAAGCUCCAUUUUUCUUUGAGGAACCUUCCUAAAGCUAAGGCUGCACUUACUGCUGCAAGAACAGCUGCCAAUGCUAUUUACGUGCCUCCGGCUCAGCAGGGCAUUAUAGAUUUACAAAGUGGGAUUCUUCAUGCAGAAGAGAAGGAUUACAAAACUGCUUAUAGCUAUUUUUAUGAAGCUUUUGAAGCUUUCAAUGCCCUCGAAGAUCCUCAGGCCAUAUAUAGCCUCAAGUACAUGUUGCUCUGCAAAAUUAUGGUUAGCCAAGCUGAUGAUGUUGCAGGAAUAAUAUCAUCUCCCAAGGUGGGCUUGCAAUAUCAGGGCCCAGAACUCGAUGCAAUGAAAGCCAUCGCCGAUGCUCAUUCAAAACGCUCGUUGAAGCUUUUCGAGACUGCUCUUCGAAAUUAUAAGGCUCAGCUAGAGGAAGAUCCUAUUGUCCACAGGCACCUUUCUUCCCUGUACGACACACUGCUCGAGCAGAACCUUUGCAGGUUGAUUGAACCUUUCUCGAGGGUCGAGAUUGCUCAUAUUGCUGAGUUAAUUGAAUUGCCUGCUGACCACGUUGAGAAGAAAUUGUCACAAAUGAUCUUGGAUAAGAAGUUUGCGGGAACUUUGGACCAGGGUGCUGGAUGCCUCGUCAUUUUUGAUGAUCCCAAAACAGAUGCUAUAUAUCCAGCUACNUUUUUGAUGAUCCCAAAACAGAUGCUAUAUAUCCAGCUACGCUAG
Messenger RNA from Fraxinus pennsylvanica, 2367 nucleotides. NCBI's taxonomy places the organism in Eukaryota, Viridiplantae, Streptophyta, Magnoliopsida, Lamiales, Oleaceae. The record is from the annotation of a GenBank genome assembly.